GUGGCCAAGAACCAUUCCCCAGUGGGCAAAUGGCCAAAGAAAAUGAAUGAGCAAUUUACAAAGGAAGAAACCCAAGUGAUCAACAACUACAAGAAAAAAUAUUCCAAAUCAUUCACGAUUAGAAAAAUGAAGACAAAACAGCUCCCAAGUUCUACCUGACACCUGUCAGACUGGCAAAGAUGAUGAGAGGUCUUCUGAAAUGGUUUUCAGAUAUUUGGGAACCCCACUACCUCUGACUAAUCAUGCACCUACCUUUGACAUGUGUAUGAAAAGAGAAGAAGGGACUGCUAAUGAACCAUUGAUCAGUGUGAAGGAGCACAAGAUCAAGGAGACCAACAAUCUCUGUAGGGCUGGUGAGGAUCUAUGCCAAGGCAGAGGACAUGUCUGUGGAUUUGGGAAAGCAGCCGUUUGGGACCACAGGAGAAGGAGACUGAAGAAUCCAUGGCUCCCUAUCACAUCCGGAAAUAUCAAGACCAAGACAGGGAGAAGGUGAUAGACAUAUUCACUAAGGGAAUAUUGUAUCAUGUUCCUGCUGUUUUCUUCCAUCUGCUGAAGCAGCCAAGAGGCUUCCUGCUCCUGUUGGGGGGCCCAGGUGCCCUGUUCCUUGGGUCUGCUUCUUAUAUCCUGUCUCUCCUGGCCUUCUUGGGCCUCCUGACUAUCCUUUGGUGGAUUGCUAGAUAUCCCUACUCCGAUUACGUGGACUAUACUUUGCACACUGACAUGAGGGACAUCAGGAAAACCUAUCUCAGUGACAAAGGAUCCUGUUUCUGGGUGGCAGAGUCGGAGGGUCAGAUAGUGGGCAUGGUGUGUGCCCGCCCGGUACAAGAGGCUUUAGGACCAAAAAAACUGGAGUUGCUGCAUUUGUCAGUGGGAGAGGAGCACCGGGGCCAGGGUAUGGCCAAAUCUCUGACCCAAACUGUCCUCCAGUUUGCACAGGAUCAAGGAUAUGCUAAUGUGGUCCUGAGUACCCACGCCCUCAAUUACGCAGCUCAUAGAUUGUACCAACAUCAGGGCUUUUGGAAAACACAUGAAGCCUAUGAUUCCCUGAAAUGGAAGAUGAUAGCUGUUCCUUUUUUCUUCUUUGAAUAUACAGUCCCUUCUUCAUUCUAAAAGCUCCUUUAACCAUCUUCCUUUUUUUUGCCCUUUAUAGGUUUGUUGAUUGGUCCACAAUAGUACUCAGUAUACAAUGAGCACCCAUUAAAGGCUUUUAACUGCCA
This is a messenger RNA of Gracilinanus agilis (Agile Gracile Mouse Opossum), 1217 nucleotides long. RefSeq names its product N-acetyltransferase family 8 member 3-like. The transcript has 4 exons. Gene Ontology annotation, molecular function: N-acetyltransferase activity. Lineage: Eukaryota; Metazoa; Chordata; Mammalia; Didelphimorphia; Didelphidae. Bases 364 to 1110 code for a protein of 248 amino acids. The record is from RefSeq and is a predicted model, not a curated record.